Catharus ustulatus (Swainson's thrush) is the source of this 778-nucleotide messenger RNA. RefSeq names its product mitochondrial ribosomal protein L17 (gene MRPL17). Gene Ontology annotation, biological process: translation. Gene Ontology annotation, molecular function: structural constituent of ribosome. The coding region runs from base 25 to 531 and encodes 168 amino acids. Gene Ontology annotation, cellular component: ribosome; mitochondrial large ribosomal subunit. The record is from RefSeq and is a predicted model, not a curated record. The transcript is spliced from 3 exons. NCBI's taxonomy places the organism in Eukaryota, Metazoa, Chordata, Aves, Passeriformes, Turdidae.
GCGGGCGGGCGGGCGGUCGGCGGGAUGCGGCUGUCGGUGGCGGCCGCCAUCUCGCAUGGCCGCGUGUACCGGCGGUUCGGGCUCAGCCCGCGGUCGCGGCUGGACCUGCUGCGGAACCUGGUGACAGCGCUGGUGCGGCAUGAGCGCAUCGAGACGCCCUGGGCGCGGGCCGACGAGAUGCGCGGCUACGCCGAGCGGCUCAUCGACUACGCCAAGCGGGGGGACAAGGACGAGCGCGCCAUGCGCAUGGCGGAUUUCUGGCUGACCGAGAAGGACCUCAUCCACAAGCUGUUCAAGGUGCUGGCGCCCCGCUUCCAGCCGCACCCCGGCAGCUACACGCGGCUGCUGCAGAUCCCCAACCGGGACGGGCUGGACCGCGCUAAGAUGGCGGUGAUCGAGCUGAAGGGGAACCCGCUGCCGCCGCUCGUCCUCCCGCGCCGCGACUCCGACAAGACGCUGCUGAACCAGCUGCUCAAGGGGUACCGGCAGGACGCGCAGCGGGCGGCCGCCGCCCGGGGCACCCCCGUCUAGGGCCCCCGGUGCCCUGAGCCCUGCGCUCCGGCGAGCUGCCCACGCACCAGCCCCAGGUGCUGUCCUGCGGCACGGGAAGGGCAGGUGUGGCAGGAGAGCUGGAGGGUGAUGGAAGUUGUCGUGGCGAGGGCUGAGUUUAGUGGCUGUUUCCAGUGGUUUGAAUAGAGACUCAGCAGGAGAAAGAAAUCAAGCUAGGAGGCAUGAUGAUUGAUAUUUUCUGUGUAAAUAAACUUUGUUCAGAAAGCCA